AUGAAUGGUACUACAACAGCGGAUGCACUAGAUGCUGUGGACUACGACCCCAUCGACCACCUCAAUGCGCUUUUCUCCCACCCUUCGACCCUCUCCUCUGUCCAGAAUGUGUCGACCUCAAUUCAGCAGCACCAAAAUGGACUCGACGCGAAUAUAUCCUCCCUCAUCACCACCCAGACGACCUCGGAUGGCGACAGUGUGCGCCGAAUACAAGAUGCGAAGGCGGAGUUGGCGGAACUCUUCUCAAAGAUCGAGGGGGUACGGGAGCGAGCAUUGCAGACAGAGCGUACGAUCACGGAGAUGACCGCGGAUAUAAAAAGACUGGAUAGCACGAAGAGGAAUCUCACGCUGUCCAUGACCGCCCUGAAGCGACUGCAGAUGCUCACAACCGCCUACGAGCAGCUGAGAGCGCUGAUACAAAGCAAGCAAUAUCGGGAAUGCGCGCACCUGCUCCAGGCGGUCAUGCAGCUCAUGGCACAUUUCAAAAGCUACCGAAGCAUAGACCAGAUAGCAGCUCUCAGCCGUAACGUGGCCGACCUGCAACGAGAGCUGCUGGAACAGAUAUGCGAGGAUUUCGAGAUCACUUUUGCGAGAGGCGAGGUGCAGCAGAAGAGAGGUAUGCUGUCGGAGGCAUGUCAGGUCAUGGACGCGCUUGGAGAUCAUGCUCGGUCGAGACUGAUCACAUGGUACUGCAACACCCAGCUACGCGAGUACCGACAGGUCUUCCGUGGGAACGACGAGGCUGGCUCUCUGGACAACAUCGCGCGCCGAUACUCCUGGUUCAAUCGCAUGCUCAAGACGUACGACAGCGAGCAUGCGAUGCUGUUUCCAGCGCACUGGCGAGUGAACGAGAUGCUGGCAAACUCGUUCUGCGAGAGCACAAGGGACGACUACCGGAGCAUUCUCCAGAAGUCAAUGCGGAGAGCUGACGGCCAUCCGCCCGAUGUCAAUCUAUUGCUGUCUUGCUUACAGGAGACCCUCGACUUCGAGCACAGUCUCGAGAAACGCUUUUCAGCUGGCGAGUCACGAUCUUCCAUGGACACUGUCACCUCGUCUGGCGAAGAUAAACGGCACGGCUUCAGCCAGGCCAUAUCCGAAGCCUUCGAGCCCUACCUCAGCAUCUGGGUGGAAUCGCAGGACAAGCAGCUGGCUACUCUUAUACCGAAGUACCGACAGCAGCCAAUUCGAAGCGAAGAAGAAGAGUUCCACUCUCAGCUUGUCAUGCCAUCCUCCACCGAGCUUUUCCACCAAUACCGCGUCACUUUGGCACAGUGUGCUAAGCUAUCUACCGGUGGCCGGUUAUUGGAGCUCUCCCAGACCUUCGGCAAGUACCUCGAUACAUAUUCACAACAGGUAUUGGCAUACUUCUUGUCGAACAAGACUGGCGGCCCUUCAGUCGAAGAUGCUGUAAUCAUACUCAACACCGCAGAUUACUGCUACACAACCACGAAUCAGCUCGAGGAGAAGAUCAAAGCGCGUGUGGACGAAGACCUACGCGAAAAGGUUGACAUGCAAUCACAGGCCGACUCGUUCAUGGGCAUCGCAUCUGCAGCAGUCAGAGCACUUGUAGCGAGGACAGAGGCAGAGUGCGCACCAGCGUGGCGUGAGAUGCGAACAGUCUCCUGGAGCAAGAUGGACAGCGUCGGCGACCAGAGCAGCUACGUCUCGUAUCUCUUGCAGCGAGUCAACGAGCGGAGUAAGGAGAUUCUUCGGCAUCUGCACAAGCAGCAGUAUGCUAGAGCUUACUGCGACAACCUUGUCGACAGCUUGACGAACACCUAUAUCACCAACAUCGUCGCCGUCCGGCCCGUGUCGGAGACUGGAGCGGAGCAGAUGUUGCUGGACUCGUAUGUGCUGAAGAAGGGUCUGUCCGAGCUCGCGACGCUUAACGCAGAGCCGGGCACACCGGUCAAUCAGUCCUUCGUCAAGCGGGUCACACAGAGUAUGGCGCGCCUUGAUCCGAUCCUGAAGACUCUGCAAGUACGAUCCUCACCCUCUGAAGGCCUGGUGCAAGCAUACCUCAUCCACAUCAAAGAUCGGUCAGAAGCCAACUUCCGGAAGAUGCUCGAGCUGAAGGGUAUUGUAAAGAAAGAUCAAGUCCACCUCAUCGAGCUCUUCAAUGCGCACAAAUCUUCGCCUACGAACGAGAACCUGCAGGCCAGCAACCCGCUCAUUGCGUCCCUUCAGCUCACGGCGCAGACUUCAGCGGCAACAGGUGGUCUCUCGGCCCUGAAGGACAGCACAGUCUCACAUUCCACACCCUCACUACCAGGGCGCUUCGACCCAUCACAAUUCGGCACAGCCAUCAUGAACGCCGCUCGCGACGCAGGCGACCGCUUCGGCUCACCCAACUUGGGCGUCAGCAGCGGAGCCAAUACCACAAACCUAGCCAGCCGAGCUACAAGCCCACCUGUGGAGGACGGCAUGGCGAACGGCGAAGCGGGACAAGAAAAGGCAACGCUAAAUGACAAUUUGAAGAACUUUGGCAACUUUUUUAGAAGAGAUACUGGUGGCUUUGCUACUGGAGGCUUCUCUACUGGAGGCUUCUCCAAGUUCUCUGUGCCGUUUGGACGGAGAGAUGGGAGCUCGGGGCCGCCUGAGAAGUAG
This is a messenger RNA of Saxophila tyrrhenica, 2607 nucleotides long. It is a transcript of the gene VPS53, whose product is annotated as Vacuolar protein sorting-associated protein 53. Gene Ontology annotation, biological process: retrograde transport, endosome to Golgi. NCBI's taxonomy places the organism in Eukaryota, Fungi, Ascomycota, Dothideomycetes, Mycosphaerellales, Extremaceae. Gene Ontology annotation, cellular component: GARP complex. The record is from RefSeq and is a predicted model, not a curated record. The transcript is spliced from 2 exons. Bases 1 to 2607 code for a protein of 868 amino acids.